AAAAUGCAAAAGGAGACCGUGUUUGGUACCAGCAGUUCACCGGUUACACGCUAUGUGCCGAAACCAACUACCGCAUUACUACAGGAAACGCUGUUUUUAGCCGGAAGAAUGGCUUACGAAGCAGUCCUCUCUCGAUUACCGGGUUUGCAGCGAAGUCCUGAACUGAUGGAGCGCAUCGAAGAACUGGCGUUAGCAAACACGCUUAUGCCACGCUCGAGUACACCACGCUUGUCCGAUUCUUCUCAACUAUUGGCAGGCAUCGGCAGCGACGACGAGAAGUUGCUGAAGAAGGCGAUUGCUUUGGUGAUGUUAACGCUGGAGCCACGUGUUCGCCGUCGACUGCAUUAUUUGCUCCGUUUUAUGCUGCGUGUCAGCCGAAAUCACUGUCUGCGAAUGGACCAGCAACGGGACAAUCGUACACUUGUUCUUGGCAGCCUUGCAGAUAAGAUUGUUGGGCCUUCGGAUGGAGUAAGUGCGUCAGAUUGUCGGCAGUUAGUCAUUUUUUUGAUGGACAACGAGAGUGAUGUGUUCACUGUACCGGAUACUCUUAUCUCGGAAAUGAAGUCGUUGCAGCGUGAGGUGUCAAAUUUGGUUUUCUUUCAUAUUAUUUUAGUGAGUGGUCCUGAGUUUGUUCAUACCGGUUUUCCGAAAAGUGAUUUGGAAUUUGAGGCGUUCAGAAUUUUUUUUUUUUUUUUAAGGCAGCUUUGA
Messenger RNA from Gongylonema pulchrum, 708 nucleotides. The record is from the annotation of a GenBank genome assembly. NCBI's taxonomy places the organism in Eukaryota, Metazoa, Nematoda, Chromadorea, Rhabditida, Gongylonematidae.